Messenger RNA from Marmota flaviventris (yellow-bellied marmot), 2788 nucleotides. The record is from RefSeq and is a predicted model, not a curated record. NCBI's taxonomy places the organism in Eukaryota, Metazoa, Chordata, Mammalia, Rodentia, Sciuridae.
AUGGAACAGAACCAGCCUACAAUGGAAGAGGGUGCUGGAUUUGCUCCUGUGAAGUAUGCAGCAGCAAUCGGUACUUACCCCAAGGCUGUUGUUCUUGUGGGAGCAAAGUUGUACGUGAAGAAGCCCUGUGAACUGAGUCAGCACAGUGAGGAUAGAGUAUCUACAGAUCCACAGGGCUCCAGUCGCCAAUCUCUUCCUCCACCUCAGAACCUGCCCUGUUCACUGCAGAAGGCACCUGCUUUUAAAGAACUGGGGAAGAGCGACUGGCCCCUUCAAGAUUUCAAGGGAAACCUGAGUUACAACAAACUCUCUGAGAUUGACCCUGCUGGCUUUGAGGACUUGCCAAAUCUACAGGAAAUGUACCUCCAUAAUAAUGAGUUGACAGCCAUACCAUCCCUGGGUGCUGCCUCUCCACACGUGGUGUCUCUCUUUCUGCAACACAACAGGAUCCGCAGCGUGAACGGGAGCCAGCUGAAGGCCUACCUUUCCUUGGAAGUGUUGGAUCUGAGUUCGAAUAAUAUCACGGAAAUCCGGAGCGGCUGCUUUCCCCCUGGACUGUACAUAAGAGGGCUCAACCUGGCCAGCAAUCACAUUGGCACCCUGGAGUUGGGAGCAUUUGAUGGCCUGUCACGCUCACUGCUUUUUCUUCACCUGAGCAAAAACAGGAUCACCCAGCUUCCUAUAAAAGCAUUCAAGUUACCCAGGCUGACACAACUGGACCUCGAUCGGAAUCAGAUUCAGUUGAUCCAGGGCCUCACGUUCCAGGGCCUGGACAGCUUGGAGGUGCUGAAGCUCCAGAGAAACAACAUCAGCAAGCUGACUGAUGGUGCUUUCUGGGGGUUGUCCAAUAUGCAUGUGCUGAUCCUGUCCUUCAACAACCUCACGGGGCUGGAUGAGAAGAGCCUGGCCAAGCUGGGCAGUUUGAGCAUCCUGCACCUCAGCCACAACUCCAUCAGCCACAUCGCUGAAGGCGCCUUCAAGGGACUCAAGAACCUGCGCAUCUUGUACGGCAUUCACUGUGGGGGUGACCGAGCGACGGGGUCCUGGGCAGGAGAGCAGAAGAGGGCAGAGCUGGCCCCCCGAAGGCUGACUGUGCAUUCUUUCUCCCCCCUUUUCCCCCACCCUGUCUCUUUCUGGAUGUUUGGAAUCUGUAGGACUCUGUUUGGGAACAAGAUCAAGUCCGUGGCUAAGAGAGCGUUCUCGGGGCUGGAAGGCCUGGAGCACCUGGACCUGGGAGAGAAUGCCAUCAGGUCUGUGCAGCUGGACACCUUUAUCACGAUGAGGAAUCUUAAGGAACUCCACAUCAGCAGUGACAGCUUCCUGUGUGACUGCCAGCUCAAGUGGCUGCCUCCAUGGCUUGAAAGCACAACACUGCAGGCCUUUGUAACAGCCACUUGUGCCCAACCAGAGUCACUGAAGGGCCAGAGCAUUUUCUCAGUACCACCAGAGAGAUUUGUGUGUGAUGGCUUCCCAAAGCCACAGAUCAUCACCCAGCCGGAGACAACAACAGCCGUGGUGGGCAAGGACAUCCGGUUCACGUGCUCAGCAGCCAGCAGCAGCAGCUCCCCCAUGACUUUUGUCUGGAAGAAGGACAAUGAGGUUCUGGCCAACGCCAACAUGGAGAACUUCUCCCAAGUGCGCAAGCAGGACGGGGAAGUAAUGGAGUAUACCACCAUCCUGCACCUCCACAGGGUCACCUUUGGCCAUGAGGGCCGCUACCAGUGUGUCAUCACCAACCAUUUUGGCUCCACCUACUCUAACAAGGCCCAGCUCAUGGUGAAUGUGCUGCCAUCAUUUACCAAAAUGCCAAGAGACAUCACCAUCAGGACAGGCACCAUGGCUCCCCUUGAGUGUGCGGCCACCGGCCACCCCAACCCCCGGAUUGCCUGGCAGAAGGACGGAGGCACAUACUUCCCUGUGGCUCGGGAGCACUGCAUGCAUGUCAUGCCAGGCCAGGACGAUGACAUGUUUUUCAUCACUAAUGCGAAAAUAGAUGACAUGGGCAUUUACAGUUGCACCGCCCAGAACUCGGCAGGCUCUGUGUCAGCGAAUGCCACCCUGAAUGUCUUAGAGACCCCGUCCUUGGUGUUACCCUUGGAAGACCUCGUGGUGUCUGUGGGGGAGACGGUGGCCCUCCAGUGCAAAGCGACCGGCAGCCCUCCCCCCCACAUCACCUGGCUCAAGGGGAACCGCCCCCUGAGCCUCACCUAUAGGCACCACUUCACCCCCGGCAACCAGCUGCUGGUGGUCCAGAACGUGGUGGUGGAGGACGCGGGCCAGUACACCUGCGAGAUGUCCAACACGCUGGACAGGGAGCACGCUCACAGCCAGCUGAGCAUCUUGCCCACACCUGGCUGCAGGAAGGACGGGACCACCAUGGGCAUCUUCACCAUCGCCGUGGUGUGCAGCAUCGUUCUGAAGUCGCUGGUGUGGGUGUGCAUCAUCUACCAAACCAGAAAGAAGAGCAAGGAGUACAGCGUCACCAACACAGGAAACAGUGGCAUUCGAUUCUUCUCUUCUGGGGCCCUGAGUGAUUGGAGAAUGGAUUGGUAGAGAAGAAAACGAUGCUGAUCCACUAGCUGCUGAAAUGCUGUAGCCCCCAGUUCCAAGAAGUAAAAAUGACCAAUGGGAAAGUGAAGACAGUGGCUCUAGCCCUGCAGGAAGGUAAACAGAGAUGCCUUCCAGGAUUCUAUGACUGGUCACUAAAAGAUGAAUGGAAAAUAAACCCAAGUGCAGGAUUUUGAUGGGAUACCUCAUAGUAAUUUUAUAUAGAAAAACUGGUAAGCUU